GGAAGUGUGUCGCCCCCUCCGCAUAGGCUGCGCGCGUUUGCUCGCCGUUCUGCUCGGAAAUCAUUCGGAGCUCCGCUGCCCACCGGCCGCCCCCGCAGCCCCACGUACACACAGCCGAGACAGCGGGAGCAAUGUGGGGAAACCGGGCACCCUUUUAAUUAACGCCCAGCACACGGAGGCACGGGAGGAUUUGUGGUCGAGGCGCACGCAUCGAGCGGAUUUAGGCGGAAAAGUCGGCGCGCCGAUGGAAUUCGUUUAGCCAGCGCAGCGCAGCCGCGGUUGUUCGGGAAUACACUGAAGAUGUGCUGGAUUUGUUAACGAGAAAGGAAGACAGGGUGGCACUAUGGGUGAUGGAGGAGCUCUGCGGACAGAGGGAAAUGCCCUGCUCAAGGCCGUGUUCCAAGGCAAGCUCCGCCUUGCCCGUUUGCUACUGGAGGGAGGUGCAUACAUCAAUGAAGGCAAUGAGCGAGGGGAGACACCUAUCAUGGCUGCCUGCAUGGCAGGAUAUGAUGACGUGCAGACGCGGCAGAAAAUGGUACGCUACCUUUUAGAGAAAGGUGCUGACCUAAACAUCCCUGAUAAAUCAGGCCGGACUGCCUUGAUGCACGCAUGUGCUGAGCGGGCUGGUAAAGAUGUUGUGUCACUCCUCCUGGAGAAUGGCGCAGACCCAAGUCUCAAAGACUACUCUGGGUCCUCAGCUCUAAUGCAUGCCAUCAACAAAGGAGACCGUGAAACCCUGCAGAUACUUCUAGAUGCCUGUAAGGCCAAAGGCAAAGAGGUGAUCAUUAUAACCACAGAUACAUCACCAUCAGGUACUAAGAAGACCAAGCAGUACCUGAACUCUCCACCUUCACCCGGUGUGGUGGACAAACUCUCACCGGCAUGCAUGUCUCCAUCAGAGGUGGAGAUCCGAACCUCAAACUCACCUGCUGGAGAAGAGGAGGAAGGGAUCUUUAGCUUUGCUCUUACUUCCGCCCUCCCCUUGCCCUCAAACAGGCCCCCGGGUGAAAGGAGACCACCACCACGUAAGCUUCUCAAAAGACUGAAUUCAGAGCCCUGGGGCCUAGUCGCACCAAGCAUACUGGCUGAGAGAGGUGAGAUGUUGGAGGGCAGCCUAGCAGAGGAGGACAAGGUGGUGUCAGAGAUGAAUGGCAUGUCAAUCUCUGGUCCAGGUAGACCACUGCUUUCACGCAGACACAGCAUUGAAACUCAUGACCCCUGCUCACCAAAGCUGAUUGACCGCUCCUGCUCCGAAGAUUGUGCAGCCCUCUGUGGUUCCUCUUGGGCUGACAAGGUACAGCAGCAUCAAUCACUGUACCGCAGAAACACAGCACCUGAGUCACAAGAGAAUGCGGGUCUCAAUCGUGCUCUGGCUCACCCCAAACUUACACGCAUGGAACACUAUGAGUCUGAUACACACCUGUGUCCUGAGUCCAUUCCCGGUUCUCCAGAUUCUGGUCGUGUGUCUGUAGAACGGCGCAAAUACAAUGCCUCACCACUAUCAUUAGUUGCCAGUUCCUCACGGGAGUCCCUAGAAAGCAUCCCAAACUCGGUGUCCCCCAUCACUAUGAGGAGGAGACCACCUGGCUUACUGGAGCGGAGGGGCUCUGGCACACUUCUACUGGACCACAUCUCACACACUCGGCCUGGAUUUCUUCCCCCGCUCAAUGUCAACCCCCAGCGACCCAUUCCGGACAUCCGAACCAAUGGCAAGGCCUCUUCACCCGUGCACUCUGGAAACAAGAUCCUGCUGCCUGUAGCACCCACAUCACCAAAGCGUGUUCUGGAUUUCAAGAUGAAGAAGAAGUUGAUGAGGCGGCAUUCCAUGCAGACAGAACAGAUGAAGCAGCUCUCCACCUUUCAGGAGCUAAUAGCAGAGAAGGUCAUGGAGGUCAACGGAGACUAAGAGUUAUGGGAGAAUGGCUCUCUUUGUCUCACUCUUAUUCAGUCACUCACACAUUCAUUCACUCAAACACACACACACCACAGGAUAAUGAAACACAUCGUAAUCUAAAAUGCAUAAACCAUAUUCUUAGAGUUAUUGACACGAAAUGAUAGUGAAAAGCCACCAGUUACGCCAGCUGAUGGUUAAUGACUUUUUAUUGCUUUUUCUGACCGUCAUUUUUGGACAUGUUAGCACAUUUAGCCAAGCUGUUCCUAAUCAUUUUGUUUAUUUUUGAUUUAUUGUAUUACUGUUAUUUAAAAUGUACAUUUUUACACUUGAACAUGUUUCAUUAGAUUUUGUUAAAAUGUCAGCAAGGUUAAAGUUGCUGGCGAAGUAACACAAUGUCUUUUAAAAGCAUAUCAAAGAGAUAUUUAAAAAUGAUCAGUUUCUACUGAUCGCAAACCAAAUGCCAGAAUUAUGUUUUCCCUCUCUGAAAUCAUAACAACUGCUAAAAAGCUUUCAUUUACUGCACACUAAUCUCUAUUAUUGGAGAUGCCUUGAGUUAUAGCUAAUCACUUUAAGAAGUUUGGAUUUUGACCACCGUUGUUUGGUUGUAGCAUUGAAAUCUAAACAGUUUUCAUGGCUGAAAAAAAAGACAGUAAGUAAGUAUGAUUUCAUUAUCUUAUUAAAGUUUUUUUUAAGUGCAAUUAGGUAUCCCAAAGAACUUGUUUAACACCAUUUCACACUCACAUUACUAAAAUGGGCAAGACAUAGACAAACUCAUUACGAAUAGCAACGGAUGUUGUGUCAUGUGUGCAGAAGAGGCAGAGCGCACAUGUAGAUAUUGUACAGAUUUCACAGGCAGUAAAACAACCAUUAGCAUUUUAAGUAUUUCUGUGUGCAAUAUUUUGUGCUGCAAGAUCUCUGGUUUCAUAUCAUUGUGGUGAACAUUGGGUAAUCAGUCACAUUUGCAGCACGAAGAGUAAUUUGCACUUUGCAGAAAAAAAAAAUCUAGUGGACACGACAAACUAUGUUAACCCUUACGAAAAAAGAGUAUACACACAUUUGAAAUGAAAUUAUUUUCAGUGUAGUGUUUG
Messenger RNA from Clarias gariepinus (North African catfish), 2982 nucleotides. RefSeq names its product ankyrin repeat domain-containing protein 34A. The transcript is spliced from 2 exons. Gene Ontology annotation, molecular function: protein binding. Lineage: Eukaryota; Metazoa; Chordata; Actinopteri; Siluriformes; Clariidae. The record is from RefSeq and is a predicted model, not a curated record. The coding region runs from base 344 to 1906 and encodes 520 amino acids.